UGAUUGUUGAUGCCCGGCUUGAGCUGAUGGAACCUGCCUGGAGGAAAUAUGGGAAGCGUCUGGUCCUCACCUGCAAACACAUGAAAUAAUGAUGGCAAAACAAGCAGCUAUUCUUCUCCUUUGUCUCUUAUUAUUUAUUUUUUUGCGAGUCAGAUACCUCACUAUGUCAGUUAUGUUUACUGGCUGCUAAGAUAAGAUGCAUCUCCAAGACGCUGUGACACGUACCCUACGGCAUCGGAGCGUAAUGCACGGCAAGGCAAUCUUGCAUCCAAUCUAGAGACUCCGGUAGUCGGUGCGGUCUCCGGAGGGGUGAGACACGCAUCCUCGCUCUGCCUCUCUCUCUCUCUCUCUCUCUCUCUCUCUCUCGCUCUGUCCACGGCGCAUCUCCAGCUCUGAAUCCACUUCGGCUCUGGACACACCGGCGGCAGCGCUUGUGGCGCGCGCCCGCACGCACACACACAUACACACGCGCGCGCACACACGCGCGCACACAAUUUAAAAGAUGCAGCGCGGAGGACGGGAUCUGCCGUAGAAGUCGCUCCGUACCUGACCGAGUGCGUUCAUGCGUGUAGGAUGCAGAGCCAGAGGGGGGGGCGGGAUGGAGUGCUCCUGGAAGACGGUGCUGCUCCUGGUGUGCGCGUCUCUCGGGGUCCAGUACACGGCCAUCCGCACCCUGAGGGACUCGCUGUCUGGGCCCUGUCAGGGAGCCUACCGCUGCCAGACCAGACACCACAGAGACUCCAGGUGGAGAGCCUUGUGUGACGACAGCUGGACGCCCGGCGAUUCACCUCGGAAGCACAUCCUGCUGUUUGCCACCACGCGCAGCGGCUCCUCCUUCACCGGGCAACUCCUCAACCAGCACCCGGGCAUCUUCUACGUCUUUGAACCUCUCUACCACGUCCAGCAGGCGUUCACCAACUCCAGCAGCAGGCUGCGUCGCACGCUGGACCGCCGGGCCCUGCUGGGAGCCUACAGGGACCUCCUCCUCAACCUGUACACCUGUGACCUUCACUUCAUGGAGAAUUACAUUCGCCCCGAGCCCCAGGACCACGUCACCAACUCCUUUUUCCGCCGAAGCUCCAGCCACGCUCUCUGUUCCCCUCCCGUGUGCCUGAACGGGGGCGGCGCGGCGGGCUCGGCUACGCCUGACGAAACCUGGUGUCCCAAGAAGUGUGGGGCCCUGAACCUCACGCUGGCCUCUGUGUCGUGCCUGUCAAGGGAACAUGUGGCCAUUAAGACCGUGCGGGUCCCUGAGGUGGGGGACCUGCGCACCCUGACGGAGGACCCACGUCUGGACCUGAGGAUCGUCCACCUGGUGAGGGACCCCCGAGCCGUCCUCGCCUCGCGCAUGAUGGCCUUCUCGGAUCAGUUCCGCGCUUGGAAAAUAUGGAACGCCACGGGACGGCAGCCUCGAUACGUGGACCUGACGCAGAUCACCAGCACCUGCAAAGACAUGGCGGCCUCUGCAGAGACAGGGCUGCAAAGGCCCGCGUGGCUGCGGGGACGCUACCUCCUGGUGCGAUACGAGGACCUGGCGUUCAAUCCGAGGGACAAGGCUGCCGAGAUCUACAAGUUCGUGGGGCUUGAGAUGGAGGACAGGGUGCGAAUGUGGAUCGCGAACAACACCAAGAGCAACGCGCCGUCCCCUUCAGAGUGGAACUACAGGUACUCCACCGCCAGGGACUCCAGGGCGACGUCGGAGAGCUGGAGGCUUCGUCUGGGCUUUGACAUCGUGAGGGCCGUGCAGAACCUGUGCAACGACACUCUGGCCCUGCUGGGAUACAAGCAGGUUCACUCUGCCGCCGAACUCAGAAACCUGUCUCACAGUUUAGUGGAGCGCAGGACCUUUAAGCCCACGUGGUAGAUGAUAUAAAAAGUAAACAAACAAGAAAAUGUUUAUUUAUUACAGCUGGCUUUCUUCUCUGUCAUGAUGCUGAUGAAAUGAAUGUAAAUUAUCUAAUAAUUCCUGAAGUGAGUUAAAAUCACUUUUUUAAAUGGUUUUGUUAUUAAAAGUGCCAAAUGUCAAGUGUGUGUUACACACAAAGGUCAAUUGAUUGAUGUUGUAUGUGUUGAAAACACAACAUGUUUAGCAAAACACUGAAUCAUGAUGAGAUAUUACACUGUUUGUUAUGUUAUUCUUUUGUCCAUAUAUAAAUCCUCAGCAGCACACAGAUACAUUUUAUGUUAGGAUGUUGAGAAUACGAAAACAUUCAUUAUUUUUUAGUGCAAAUGUUAAGACAGGAUGUGUUUGAACAUUUUUUUGUCAGUGUAUUUUCUAGACUUUUUAAAAAAUAAAUUAUUCAAAUGUAGGGAAACAGAA
Messenger RNA from Gasterosteus aculeatus aculeatus (three-spined stickleback), 2320 nucleotides. RefSeq names its product carbohydrate sulfotransferase 1. Gene Ontology annotation, cellular component: membrane. Gene Ontology annotation, biological process: N-acetylglucosamine metabolic process; sulfur compound metabolic process. Gene Ontology annotation, molecular function: N-acetylglucosamine 6-O-sulfotransferase activity. NCBI's taxonomy places the organism in Eukaryota, Metazoa, Chordata, Actinopteri, Perciformes, Gasterosteidae. The record is from RefSeq and is a predicted model, not a curated record.